UGUAUACUAUACUGCCUGUGUGUCUACACUGACUCUGACCGUUAGAAAACACAGAAAAGCAUACACACUUACAACCGAACAACCAGACAACACUUCAUAUCCAGCAUUUAUGAUUCUACUUACUACUUGCUUUUCUAAAAUCUAUACUUUAUUUUUAUUGUACUUUCUUUCUAUUUUUAUUUUGGAUUAGAAGUGGCUGCUGUUGCAUCAUUUCCUUGCCUGAAUUUUUGGGUUGUAAUUUGAGAAGUGUCGGGUUACAGCACAGUCCCACAGCAGUCCCAAAUCAGAACAAACCCACAGGAGAAGUUUGUUAGAACCUCUGCAGUUCAGUGUGUACUGAUAAAUCUCACUUCAGUGCUACACGUCAGGUACGUGUUCUGUACGCGUUGUUUAUGUGUGAUCCAUGCGUGGUGUAGACACUUUAGUAGCAGUAAAGGUAGAUGAAGCAGGUAAGAAGGAAGUCGUAGUCGUUGGUCCUUGUGUUGGGUCUGGUGCAGCAGAACCAGCGGUGAAUCCGGGUUUACAGUGCUGCUGUUCUCUACACCAUUCUGUAGCAGCUGUACUGAGAAACCAUAGGAGACAUUUUCCAAGCCGGAACUUAAUGCUCCUGAUCACAAUGAUGUAAAAUUUCUCUUGCUUUUGCAUGGAAACAUGGCUUCAGUGAUUCUCCUGUUCUUUGUGUUGAUGUUGUCAUCUGUACGCGUUGGAAAGUCUGCUGAGAGUCUGUUUAAACUGAACUGCCAGCCUGCAGUAGGAGUCAUCGGUCAGACCACUCACAUUUCCUGCAGUUUCGAGCCCCUCACUGAUUCUAAGUUUAUCAGCAUUAACACAGUGGUUUUAACUAGGAGUGGAGAGAAUGAACCCUGUUUCACUUUUCAACCAUAUGUGAACAAAGUGACAGGGGACUCUCGAUUUAAAGUUGAAAACGGGCCAUCGUUACAGCUUCAUAACACCGCGAUCUCAGAUGAAGCUGAAUAUUGGUAUUUCAUCAGGACCAGCCAGGGUAAUGAUCAAGUAAAAUUCACCGUCAGCGUUACAGGAAUUUUAACGUUCAUUUUUUUAGGCAAAUACAGCAACCUGAUCAUAACAUCCGUGCCGGAAAAGAUAGUGAAUGGUGAACAUGCUGAUCUGUACUGUAGCGCUAGCGGUGGAUAUCCAGCAGGAACCAUCCACUGGUUUGAUCAAAGCAACACAAACUGGACAAAAAGCGCCACACUUCAAAGCACGCAGGGAAAUGACGGUCUCUUCACUCUGACCAGCAAACUGAGCUUCCAGAAGAUCAACACGGCCUGGGCACCUUACAGGUGCGUCGUCCUCAACAACAAAUAUGAAGAAGAAGGAAAGCGCAGUUUUCAUCUGGAGAGAAAGGAUAUCCCAUUGCAUCCCCUAGCUGAUGAAAGCAUGGUGAAGAACAGCAUUGCCAGUGUAAUAGUUAUCGGGUCUCUCAUCGUCGGGUUCCUGAUUGCUCUCUUGUUGAAGCAAAGCUGCGAUUUGCAGCUAAAAAGAGUAAAAUCUCUCGACCUUCCCGGAAACUUUUCCAAAGAUCCUGAUGAUGUUGAAGAUGAAAAAGCCCUGAUUGAACCUGUUUAAGAUCGCAGUGUAACGUCUGAUUAUUAAUUACCCUGUAAACAUUUAAUCAUAUGAUGGUAAGUUUAGAAACAUAGCCAUCAGGGCACUUUGGUCUUCUAAAAAAAAAUAUUCUUUCUCUAUUACUGGCUCAACAAACAAGUUAGUGUUCAGUAUCAUGUGACCCUGAGUGUGAUUUUAAAUGUGUAAUUAAAGUGCCAGGCUGUGGAAACUGUGGAAAAACCUUAAAUGUAAUGAUAAGUCAGGAUGUUAAGAGCUAGUACUGUGUCCCACAGCUCUAAUGUCUGAGGUUCUGUCCUGAUCCAGCGCCCUUCAGGUGUGUCAGUGAUGUAGUUCCCUUAUCUCAGUGGUUCUAAACCGCAGAGAGAUCAGAAGGGGGGCGCAAGUUGUUUUCAAGAAAAAAACACAGACAGGGCAUCAUUUGGGUACUUUGUAUAUUUUAUUGCUUUUCAAAUAGAAUGUGUAUAAAUGAAAAACCUUGCGUUCCCUCUCCUUUUGUAUUUUCUUUUUGCUGGGGCGAGGCGGAGCUUAGAUGCCUUUUAUCUAGCUGUCAGUGCAGACCAGUGUUGCCAACUUAGCGACUUUUCAGACCCCUUUAGCGACUUUUUAUUUUAAAAAAAAAAAAAAAAAAAAAAAAAAGCGUCUAGUGACUUUUGGACAAACCUUAGUGACUUUCCAAAUGUCACCAGUACUGUCCUGCAUGCACGAGGUCUUGCUUUCCCGCUGCACUCACACCUCUCUUUGCGUCUGCUCUGUUCGGUGAGUGUCUGAGAGCCGGAGAUUUAACAAUGUCAUGGAUAAUGAGAUGCGGCCUUCGUUCCAAUUUACAUUAAUCAUAUGUGAAUGUUUUUAGAACGCAAGACAAACAUAAUGCAACAUGUUUUGCAUGUAAAAUAGUUCACAUUAUUACAGCCUAGUUCUCUUGUUCAAAGUAGUUAUAGCGUUCAGAAACAUUUGAUAUCAUUCAUGUUCCAGACCGGUCCGUUAUAUAGUUUUAUAAAAGUUAUUUUUUAAAAAUCAUAAAAGUUAUGAAAAAUAUUUUUUUUUAAAAAGUACAAAAACACAAAAGCAAAAAAGAUCUAUCUAUCUAUCUAUCAAAACAGAUUAUAUAUUAGGUUAUAUAUAGAUAGAUUUUAUAUAGAACAGAUAAUCAUUAUACCUGGUCAAAAACCUUCUCUGAAUGAAGAGCCAUUCAUUUCACCCUUCACUAUAAAAUAUGUUACCUUUGGAGGUAGAAGCCUGCAGUCAUGGUCACUUCAAAAUGGACCUCAGACACUCUUCAAGACUCAGUUUGAAUUAAAUGUGUUUAAUCAUGUCUGCAAAAUAUGGACAUGUUGGUGUGAGGGAAAAUCUCUGAGUUUAAUCAUGAACUUUUGGUAUAUUCAAGAGAAACUUAGUUCUCAAUAUAAUCAUUUAACUCCCAGAGUUACAACAUCUAUUUUUAUGAUUUCAUAUUUGGGAGGAAACCACUCUUUCACUAAUAGACACUGGAUUGAAAACUUAUGGGUAAAUAUGCACUUUCAAGUAUUUUUUGAACACUAAACGUAUUAAACAUCUGUAUGUGUGGAUGUUACUCUGUCUGUUACUGUUUUACUCUUUUUUUUUUUAAAUGUGUUUUUUUUUUUACAGAUUAUUUGUGCGUGUUUAUGUAUUGUUUCUCAAUUGUAAAAAGAAAAUAUUAAUAAAUAUUUACUGAACAGAA
Ictalurus punctatus (channel catfish) is the source of this 3289-nucleotide messenger RNA. RefSeq lists its product as uncharacterized. Gene Ontology annotation, biological process: angiogenesis; cell adhesion. Bases 652 to 1590 code for a protein of 312 amino acids. Lineage: Eukaryota; Metazoa; Chordata; Actinopteri; Siluriformes; Ictaluridae. Gene Ontology annotation, molecular function: protein homodimerization activity; protein heterodimerization activity. The record is from RefSeq and is a predicted model, not a curated record. The transcript has 8 exons.